Cydia pomonella (codling moth) is the source of this 999-nucleotide messenger RNA. Its product is annotated as GTPase-activating protein skywalker-like. Lineage: Eukaryota; Metazoa; Arthropoda; Insecta; Lepidoptera; Tortricidae. The record is from RefSeq and is a predicted model, not a curated record. Bases 601 to 984 code for a protein of 127 amino acids. The transcript is spliced from 3 exons.
ACAGCUGACACGUCUGAGUCACAAGUCUAUGGCAUUCCGAGCGACGACCGCGCGAGAGCCACUGCGAGUACUCGCGUUCCCACAAAUCGCGGACGUGUUAUUUCACAUCGUCGACCGGGCUAACCGAAGUUUUUUCGCAAAAAUCGAAUUCGAACAAUCCGCACAUAUCAAUCGCAAGACACAUAAUCACUAACACAAACGGCAUAAAGAUAAUUUGAUUAACAAAGUCAAAGUUAGUUGAUAUUAUCAGUGAAAUUGAUCUUUUUUAUAAUGUAUGAGUGCGUAUGGUCAGUUAUUGAUGUCGAGUGAUGUUCAUACUGUUUAGUGUGGUUCGUUUAAGUGACAAAGCGUCGACUGUCGGGGGCUAUUAUCCUAUUCGAGAUUGCGUCGGGCCGGGAGCGCUCGGGGUCGGGUCUUAGUCGUUGGGGUACCCUAAAGCAGUAACUACGGAGUCGCCACUUCUCCUCCGUACCAUUUACUGCCAGGAUUGCGAUUUGAAGAUGGUGCAGCAGGAUUUGACCUAGGCCUGCUAUGGCUCGGGCGGGCUCAUGUGCGUGAGCCCCGGGCAGCCAGGACUGUGUAGUGUUGUGUUGUGUAGUGAUGCCCGCCAUGUUGUCGGCUGUGCUGGAAGAGGAGGCCGACAUGUACGAGGCGUUUCCGCCGCAUGUUGACCCCACCGGAAUUACUAUACUCACCGAUAGCCCACCAGGGAAGAAAGCGCCACUCAAAACCUUCGAGGAGGUCCAACCACUAUUACAACAAUCGAGGAAACGUGAACUCAAGCUUGUCAUCAGAGAGAACUCCUGGCCGAUAAACAGCCCGGUCCGGGCGUUGCUGUGGCCGGCGUUGUGCCGGCAGCAUCAGCAUGGGAAGUCCAUGCUCGACGGCUUCUACUGGGACAUGGUCACACAGGUCAGUGCUCUUUACUUUAUCGUGUUCAAGGUUGUGUGUAUUUACUUUGAUAAGAAAUCAACCUUGAUGUGAUGAUUUUCAUUCAUC